CGGUGAAUGCAGUGGCGGACGGUAGCUCCUCAGCAUGCGCCAUUGAAAACAAACGUAGCCGAUACGCUGGUAACCGCUCUAGUUUUAAGUGUUGUAGUCCGGAUCAGUUUAUCAUCUUAAGUUAACCUAAAUAACAUUUAUAAACAAUGGAGACUAUUUUAGAGCAGCAGCGUCGAUACCACGAAGAGAAAGAGCGGCUAAUGGAUGCAAAAACGAAAGAGAUGCUACACAAGAAGUCCACGCUGAGGGAACAGAUCAACUCUGACCAUAGAACAAGAGCGAUGCUAGACAGGUAUAUGGAAGUGAGCGCAAAUCUUCGAGACUCCUAUGAAGACAAGGAUGGAAUGAGGCGGGAUGAGCUUGCUGCCAUCUCAGGACCAAACGAGUUUGCAGAGUUUUACAACAGACUGAAACAGAUAAAGGAGUUUCACAGAAAGCACCCCAACGAGAUCUCCAUCCCCAUGUCUGCAGAGUUUGAGGAGCUGAUGAAGGCCAGAGACAACCCCAGCGAGGAGGCUCAGAACCUGGUGGAGUUCACUGAUGAGGAAGGAUACGGCCGCUACCUUGACCUCCAUGACUGCUACCUGAAGUACAUCAACCUGAAGGGAGUCGACAAACUCGAGUACAUCACUUACCUUUCUUCAUUUGACCAGCUGUUUGACAUCCCCAAAGACAGGAAGAACGCUGAAUACAAAAAGUAUUUGGAGAUGCUACUAGAGUAUCUGCAGGACUACACAGACAGAGUCAAACCUCUGCUGGACCAGAACGAGCUCUACGGGAAAGUGCUGUCAGACUUUGAGAAAAAAUGGGAGAGCGGGAAUUUUCCAGGCUGGCCGAAAGAAACAAGUAGUGCUUUGACACACGCUGGAGCUCACCUGGACCUCUCUGCCUUCUCUUCUUGGGAGGAAUUGGCUUCUUUGGGUCUGGACAGGUUGAAGUCUGCCCUCAUGGCUUUAGGACUCAAAUGUGGAGGGACUCUGGAGGAGAGAGCUCAAAGACUCUUCAGCACCAAAGGAAAGUCUCUGGAAUCACUCGACCCAUCUCUGUUUGCCAAGAACCCCAAAGCCAAAGGUCCUAAAAAAGACACAGAGCGUAACAAGGAAAUUGGCUUCCUGGAGGCUCAGGUCUAUGAAUACGUGGAGAUCCUCGGGGAGCAGAGGCAGCUGACUCAUGAGAACGUGCAGAGGAAGCAGGCUCGGACUGGAGAGGAGCGUGAGGAAGAGGAGGAGGAGCAGCUCAGUGAGAGUGAAAGUGAAGAUGAAGACAAUGAGAUCAUCUACAACCCCAAGAACCUGCCGCUGGGCUGGGACGGCAAGCCCAUCCCAUACUGGCUUUAUAAACUCCACGGUCUGAACAUCAACUACAACUGUGAGAUCUGUGGAAACUACACCUACAGAGGACCCAAAGCCUUCCAGAGACACUUUGCUGAGUGGAGGCACGCUCACGGUAUGCGCUGUCUGGGAAUCCCCAACACGGCUCACUUUGCUAACGUCACACAGAUAGAAGACGCUGUCUCUUUGUGGGCCAAGCUGAAGUCCCAGAAAGCUUUGGAGCGAUGGCAGCCGGACACAGAGGAGGAGUAUGAAGACUCGAGUGGAAAUGUGGUCAACAAGAAGACCUACGAGGAUCUGAAAAGACAAGGCCUGCUGUAGAUAACGGAACAGAGACAUGGAAAUCACCCAACACACGUCCUUCAAGAUUUGUUGUAUUUUUUUACCCUUCAUGUUUGUUUUUAUUUUUUUGUAGUUAUAUUGUUUUACAGACCGCUCCUCCAUUCCUCCCUUUGAUAACUUUGUAACGUGGCAGACAUUGAUCAUUAUAAUAAACAGAGUCCUUUUGUCA
This is a messenger RNA of Cheilinus undulatus (humphead wrasse), 1842 nucleotides long. It is a transcript of the gene sf3a3, whose product is annotated as splicing factor 3a, subunit 3. Gene Ontology annotation, molecular function: RNA binding; zinc ion binding. Gene Ontology annotation, biological process: mRNA splicing, via spliceosome. Bases 147 to 1652 code for a protein of 501 amino acids. NCBI's taxonomy places the organism in Eukaryota, Metazoa, Chordata, Actinopteri, Labriformes, Labridae. The transcript has 17 exons. Gene Ontology annotation, cellular component: nucleus; spliceosomal complex. The record is from RefSeq and is a predicted model, not a curated record.